This is a messenger RNA of Microstroma glucosiphilum, 480 nucleotides long. RefSeq lists its product as hypothetical. The transcript has 3 exons. Gene Ontology annotation, cellular component: RNA polymerase III complex. Gene Ontology annotation, biological process: transcription initiation at RNA polymerase III promoter. The record is from RefSeq and is a predicted model, not a curated record. Gene Ontology annotation, molecular function: nucleotide binding. NCBI's taxonomy places the organism in Eukaryota, Fungi, Basidiomycota, Exobasidiomycetes, Microstromatales, Microstromataceae. The annotation marks the transcript as partial.
AUGAAGGUCCUCAAUGCUCGUACAGCACUCCUGUCCGACUAUGAGGUCCUCUCUCUUCUGCAGGAAAUGGAAGCAGACCAGCAGCAGGGCAACGAACGAUCCUCCCGCAUAGCAGAAGGUGACGCAGAUGACGCAGAGAAGAGGCUGAUGGAGAAGAUGGCAAAGGUACCUCAGAACCUGCGGACGAUACAAUACGAGAUCUUAUCAACUCUAUCACAACCCUACCGCCCCGCCGCCCAUCAACAAGCAGAUCAUAUUCGCAGCUUUCACGUAGCUUUGAAAGCGGCAGGCUUCAUCGGCGACGAGAUCUUGCCCGAUCGGGCCUUGACGAAGGCGGAGAGAUUGCAAUUGGUCAACAAUGCCCCGAGGAGCCUGGUGGAGCUGCAUACACUCGUCGAAGAGCUGGGCGAACGAUUCACAGAGUCUCAGAUUGAAGAGCUCAUGAACCUCGUAGCAACCCACAUCCCCAUCCCACCGACC